This is a messenger RNA of Cuculus canorus (common cuckoo), 3616 nucleotides long. RefSeq names its product N-alpha-acetyltransferase 60, NatF catalytic subunit (gene NAA60). NCBI's taxonomy places the organism in Eukaryota, Metazoa, Chordata, Aves, Cuculiformes, Cuculidae. The transcript has 7 exons. Bases 365 to 1093 code for a protein of 242 amino acids. The record is from RefSeq and is a predicted model, not a curated record. Gene Ontology annotation, biological process: N-terminal peptidyl-methionine acetylation. Gene Ontology annotation, molecular function: protein-N-terminal amino-acid acetyltransferase activity; histone acetyltransferase activity. Gene Ontology annotation, cellular component: Golgi membrane.
AGCUUAGAUUCCUUUCAGCAUCACCUCCCGGCACCACAGUCGCCACAGAGGCCUUCCCCACCCCUGCAUCCCAUUCCCGCCCCUUCGUGCUCCAGGACGCGCCUCUCAUUCAAACCCCUUUAAUGCCUCGCCGCGCUCCGACCGUGUGACCGGGGGAGGGCCGGGCGCUUUCCCCUCUGUGCAUGCGCAUAUACUUCCGGUCACGCGCCUCCCGUCAGCCAAUGGGGACGCUCCUUCCACCCACCGAGCGCGUACCCGGAAGUCGCCACUAACGCCACUUCCGCGUUCGACUCUACCUCCGCGGGAUGCGCUGAGACCCCCCCCCCCCCGCCCGCGGCGACACCGCCGCCACCACGAGACGUGAAUGACAGAGGAAGUGCCCCCGACUGCACUUACGGACGUAAACCUCCGUCUUCUCUGCCACGAUGACAUAGACACAGUGAAACAGCUCUGUGGCGACUGGUUCCCAAUCGAGUACCCUGACUCAUGGUACCGAGAUAUCACUUCCAACAAGAAGUUCUUUUCCCUUGCAGCCACAUAUAGAGGCUCCAUCGUGGGAAUGAUAGUGGCAGAGAUCAAGAGCAGAACAAAGGUGCAUAAAGAGGAUGGAGACAUCCUAGCUUCCAAUUUUCCUGUGGACACUCAAGUUGCUUACAUCCUAAGCCUUGGCGUGGUGAAGGAGUUCAGAAAACAUGGAAUAGGUUCGCUCUUGCUUGAAAGUUUGAAAGAACAUAUAUCGACGACUGCCCAGGAUCACUGCAAAGCCAUCUACCUGCACGUCCUCACCACUAACAACACAGCAAUAAACUUCUAUGAAAACAGAGACUUUAAACAGCACCACUAUCUUCCCUAUUAUUAUUCCAUCAGAGGGGUCCUCAAAGAUGGUUUUACCUACGUCCUGUACAUCAACGGCGGACACCCACCCUGGACAAUCUUUGACUACCUACAGCACAUUGGAUCGACGCUCGCCAGCCUGAGCCCGUGUUCGAUUCCCCAGAGGAUAUACCGACAAGCCCAGAGCCUUCUCUGCAGCCUUCUGCCCUGGUCUGGCAUUUCUGCCAAGAGCGGCAUUGAAUACAGCCGGACGAUGUGACUGGAGCGGAAGAUGUACAGAACGCAAAGGCAGGAUUGUUCUUCCUUCCAUCUCCUGAACCAUCCGGCUCUGCACCGAUUCCAGCUCUUGGUCAGUGACCCGGCGGCCCCUGGAGCAACUCCCUGUUCCUCAGGCUGACUGAGACUUGGCAGGACUUCCCACUUGCUGGGCCGCAGCCCUGCCUUCCCCCGAGGCCUGGAGCCGGCGAGCGCUGCCCGGGCGGGCCUGGCUGUCCUGCGAAGUGGCCGUGCCGCAGCCGAGAGCCCUUCGUGUCACCGGUCUGUGUGCAUGUUGCACUGUCCCCGCCACUUCCUUUGCCUCCGGUUUGCUCCUAUUCCUACACAUGAUGUCAGGAGGUUCCACUGCCGCUCCCACACCGUGGCUGCUGAAAGCAGCACAAAUGAGGUAAUGAAUCCGUUAAUGAGACCAUGUUAACGAGCUGCAAGCGCCUUGGCAGAAUAUACAGUCCUGCCCUUGUUGCCUGGGAAGGGGAAGCUGGGCGAGGGGAAGCAGGGAGCAAGGAUCGUGGCGGGGUCCUGCCAAGUCAGCUGCUGCCGCUGGUGUGUCCUGUGGGGAACUUCCAGGGAGGGAAACUGCCUCGCAUGAGAAACCACCCAACCCCAGGCCUCUGGAGUGACUUAAAAAGCAGCAUUUAAUUCAGAAUGCAUCAAGUAGAAGGCAGGGAAUGAAAUUGCUAUUUCAUAGUGAAAUAUAUAAAUAUUAUACUGUAUAGAUCUCUGCCUUUGUCCAAGUUGGAACGCAGCUGGGGAGGGAAGGAGGGGUUGUAGAGCCAUUGCGGCAGCCAGAGUACGGUCCAGAGCCCUUCUCUCCUGCCUCCCUCAGUGUGGGAUUGCAGGAUCUUCAGGGAUGAGCUCUAUGCCCACAUUGCAACAGCUUUUCCUUGCGGAAGGGAAGCUCCCUCACAGCUCACCAGCGUGCUUCGGCCUGGAGGCAGCACCGCAGGGCUGCGCUGGUGGACAGCCAGAAGCCUCCUAGCCUGCCUGCGGGAUGCAGGGGAUGCGUCCAGCCUGCCGGGAAGCCCUGGUGAGCCCAUGGGCUGCAGCCAGGCCAGGGCCUUUCCUGUGCCUUGGAGCAGCUGGGGUGAGCGCUUUGGUUUUGGGGGUGGGGGUCAGCAGCUCACCCAGCCUGGAUUGGAGGUGCAGGUAUCACUACCAGGGUCUGACUGAAUCUCCCUUCCCUGGCUGAGGCUCUUUCCCCGCUUGGCACCUCAUUCCUGUCUCAUUUUGAAACUGGAAUUUGAGCAAAGGAGGUUGAAGCCGCAGCCUGGCGUGGCUGUGCCGGCAGGGCCUGGAGACACGACCCAGGUCAGGCUUAGACUCAGAAUUCUGAGAAAGCAGAGGAAGCUCUUGCAAAGCCCUUGCAGUGUCUGUGAGGCCCAGAGGUGGGUGUUAAUGAAUAAAAAAGGGUGCAGCAGGUGAGCGUGCUGUGCGUGGUGCCAGGCUGCUUCCCGAGAACGGUGACUGGGACCAGCACCCCACUCUGCCCAUGGCUGCCAGCACUGUGCACGCCCCUCCCGUGCCAUGGAGCCAGCUGGCUUCUUCACCGCGGCUCCGGCUGCUGCCACCACGCCAGGCUGGCAAAGCCUUUGGCUGUGCUCCCCUGCCAGCCCGUGGGCAGCAGGUGCUGCUGUAGCUUUGCCCACGCAGCACUUGGGAAGGCAUUGGCGCUCCCCACUGUCCCCCCUCCCUGCCCCAGCGCUUUCCCAGGGCAGACCUGGCGCACCCUUCCAGCCCCGUUAGCACCGUUUGUUAGUUGGCGCAUUUUUUUUUUGCUUAUCUGCUUUUUACUUAAGCCCCUCUACGGGUUCAUGAGUUUCUUUAGUAACUCGCCCCCUGCUUUUCCUCGGCAGUUCCUUUCUCUGGACCAGACUCUCUCUCUCCUGGUUGCCUGAGCUGAUGCUCCCCCAUUCCCCACCCUUCCCCACACAGCGCAGCGGCCCCUGAGUGGAGUUGCACCAGGUCUGCGCGUCCUCCUGCCGCCCCAUCCUCCGCGGCGUCGGCCAUGUCCCUACCUCCCCACCCCUUAUUUAUGAAAGAACAUUGUGCUGCCACCCUCAGCCCCCAAAUGUCUUCCAUUAAACCAAACGUCUUUUCCAAGUCCCGGGUUGCUCUGCGCAGGAGUUUGCUGCUAAUGGGCUGCUGGAGCACCUUCACCCGACCUUGUGCUGUGCCACGCUGCGAUGCCAUGCACAGCGGCCCCUCUUCAGCAGGACUGGCUCCAGCGGGGAGCUGCGCCAGGCCAGGGAGCAGCUCCUCCAGCGCAGAGGAGCCGCGCAGGGCUUUGGGUGAGAGGAGGAUGGAACUGAGGCUCAGUUCAAACACCUCUCCCUGCAGAGACCAGGGCCCUGCAGGGUGGCUGCGGUGUGGACAGGACAAAAGCCCCACACGCACAGCCCGCACCCAGGGUGCUCCCACACCUGCAGCGGAGCAGCCGGCUUCUCCCAGGCCCCUGCUUAAUUCCUUGGAUGCGGGAGCCAUUUUAGGGUAAUCCAGCGGCCAAAGC